Wyeomyia smithii (pitcher-plant mosquito) is the source of this 2268-nucleotide messenger RNA. RefSeq lists its product as uncharacterized. NCBI's taxonomy places the organism in Eukaryota, Metazoa, Arthropoda, Insecta, Diptera, Culicidae. The transcript has a single exon. The record is from RefSeq and is a predicted model, not a curated record. Bases 1 to 2268 code for a protein of 755 amino acids. Gene Ontology annotation, molecular function: nucleic acid binding; RNA-DNA hybrid ribonuclease activity.
AUGUCGACCGGCCCUGACAACAUCGGGUAUCCCAUGAUUCAGCGACUCCCGUUCUCCGUUAAAUCAGCUUUGCUGGAGCUCCUAAACAGAGUGUGGCGAAAUAGUGAGUUUCCUAUUAGCUGGCGGACCGGCACUAUCGUACCCAUCCCAAAACCGAACACGCAUGACUCGGGUCCCGCAGCUUUCCGACCUAUUACGCUGACAAGCUGCUUGGCAAAAAUAUUUGAGCGAAUGGUGAAUCGUCGUUUAACCACCGAACUCGAACAAAAAAAUUGCCUCGAUAGGCGACAACACGCAUUCCGUGCCGGAUGCGGCACAGAUACAUACUUUGCAGAGCUGGAGAGAUCACUGCCAAACAACGAUGAACACUGUCUGAUGGCAUCUCUAGACCUAUCCAAAGCCUAUGACACCACAUGGCGAUACGGCAUCCUGCGUACGCUGAAAAAAUGGCGGAUCCGAGGACGAAUGCUGAAUAUGAUGCGAAGCUUUUUAUCUCAAAGGUCAUUCCAAGUAACCGUAGAAGGACAGCUGUCCCGUGUACAUAACCUAGAAAAUGGAGUUCCCCAGGGCUCGGUGUUAUCUGUUACGCUGUUUCUCGUUGCUAUGCAACCCGUCUUCCGAGUAAUACCUUCUGGGGUCACUGUUCUCUUGUACGCAGACGAUAUCCUGCUCGUGGUGAAAGCGCAUAAAGACCGGCCAUUAUACAGGAAGUUGCAAGCAGCUGUGAAAGCCGUCGAUAAAUGGGCGAAAAGUGUCGGCUUCACAAUCUCUGCAGCCAAAUCCAGCACCUUCUACGGAAGUCCAAAUGUGCGAAGAGAACCCGUCAGCGAUAUCACCAUUGAGCGAGUACCUAUACCAAAAACAAACGUGCUGAAAAUUCUUGGCGUUAUGUUAGAUCGAAGCUUCAGAUUCAGUACACAAUGUAGGCUUACUAAAAAGAUGUGCGAUCUAAGGCUUAGAAUCCUGAAAAUUCUCGGAGCAAAACUUAACCGUGGACACCGUAUCUCGCUGCUGAAAAUUGGAUCAGCUAUCGUCACAUCCAGGCUUCUCUAUGGUGUGGGCCUAAUAACAAGAGGUAACCAAACUGCAAUACAGACACUAGCGCCAGUAUACAAUCGCAUGAUAAGACUCGCGUCGGGGGCAUUCGUUACCAGUCCUAUUCAUUCAAUUUUGGCAGAAGCAGGUACUUUACCAUUCAACCUGCUUGUGUUGCAAAGCACAGUUCGAACCGCAAUACGCAUCCUAGAGAAGGACUCCAGAAAUACAGAUCUACCUUUAGUUGAGCGAGCUAGAGAACAACUGCUAGAUACGACCGGGGAAACAAUCCCAACGAUAUGUCUGCGAGAGAGAUUAAAUACCCGUGCAUGGAAUACCCCUCCCCCAUCUGUUGUGUGGGACAUCAAGCGAAGAGUAAGAGCUGGAGCCUCUUCCAGUACAGUACGUCCCCUAGUACAAGAGCUGCUGUCAAACCGUUUCCAACGAUAUACGGCCCUUUACACGGAUGGUUCAAAGUGCAGCGAGACAGUAGGCGCAGGACUUUUUGGCAACGAUCUGAUGCUCUCAGCUAGCCUUCCUCCACAGUACAGUGUUUUUUCGGCAGAGGCCUAUGCCAUCACAAUGGCACUGACACAGCAUACUGGUACAAAUCGUAUAGUAGUUCUAUCUGACUCUGCGAGCUGUCUGUCGGCACUCGAAGCUGGCAAAUCAACGCACCCGUGGAUUCAGAAAAUAGAAAGAUUAGCACAGAAUAAACCGAUUGAAUUUUGCUGGAUCCCGGGUCACGCUGGAGUCUACGGCAAUAUUGAAGCAGACCGAUUAGCUGGUGAAGCAAGAAACAGCGAACCACUACCACUAUCGAUCCCAGCAGACGAUGCAACAAGAGAAAUUAAACGUACAAUUCGACAACACUGGAACAGCCAGUGGUUCUCUAUGCGCGAUACUAAACUACGACGAAUCAAAUUUGAAACUGAAAAAUGGAAAGAUCGUGACAACCCUGGCGACCAACGUGUCCUGACUCGACUCAGGAUCGGACACACGAGACUGACCCACAGCUUUCUCCUAGAAAAAACAGAACCACCAACAUGCGAAUGCUGUGGAACUAUGCUCGACAUCCAACACAUUCUCUUAGACUGCAGAAGGUAUGAUGACGCAAGGCGAAAACAUGAGAUGGAUGGAAUGACGCUUAGAAGAGCCCUCAAUAAUGACAGCGCAACAGAAGAAAAAGUGAUCAAAUACAUGAAAGACUGUAAUUUGUAUAACAAAGUGUAA